Molecule: messenger RNA, 800 nt
Organism: Aricia agestis (brown argus)
Lineage: Eukaryota; Metazoa; Arthropoda; Insecta; Lepidoptera; Lycaenidae
Gene: PSMG1
Exons: 3
Coding region: 90-770 (226 amino acids)
Biological process (GO): proteasome core complex assembly
Cellular component (GO): endoplasmic reticulum
Molecular function (GO): proteasome binding
Source: RefSeq, a predicted model, not a curated record
AAUUUUGUAAUUAUUAUACAGUUAAAAACUAUUAUUUUCUAGUAUUAAUCGUGUUAGCAAAUAAUAAAUAAAUAUCUUCACAAAGAAAAAUGAGCCUUUUUGGAGAAAUAGUUGAACCAACCAGUCGCACUACUUGGGAAGAUUGGGACGAUGAUUUUGCACAAAACCCAUUUAACACUCAACUUGAAUGGUUGACGCCAUUGGAAUCUAAUGGAAAUAUCAAAACAACAUUUAUUUUAGAAGGGAGAUACUUGUCAAAUUGUAUAAAGCAAGCCCAAGAACUUGCGGAACCUAUCAGCUCAAUUGAUAGUGUUAACUUAAAGCUGUAUAAACUAAAAACAGACAAUGUUCUUGUCUGUACUAUCCAAGAUUAUGAUUUACUCCAAAGCAGUGAUAUUGUAGAAGCUCUAAGACCUGUUGUUAGCAAAAGUAAUAAUGUUAUAUCAUUACUGACAAAGCCUUUACCAGAUUAUCAGUCAACUUCACUAGAUUCAAGCAUGUGUAUUGUCAGAAAACUGAGUACAACCACAGCUCAAGAUAACCAGUUUAAUUUUAAAAACCUAGAACAACCCAACAUCAUAUCUGGAGUGUCAGCCGGUGUUACAUUCUUAAGGGAACAUCUGAAUUUACCUGCAACUGUGUUGGUAUACUAUGUGGAUUUCAGCAAUGAUUAUGUGGAAGAAAUAAACUGUCAAUUGGAAAAGCUAAAACUGAUUGAAACAAGCAAGAGAAUACACAAUAACAUUUUGAGUUCAAACUUGUAUAUAUGAUGGAAUUAAAUGUUAAUUAAAAAACAUAUU